UUUGAGUGUAAAAUAAUUCGGUGUCCAGAUUUGUACUACAGCUCUGUCAAUUCUUUUACUGAUUUUACUCUGCAUGAGGGAGUUUUCCCCACCUGAUGAUGGUUCAUGUUUAAGGUGUGAACGCGCUGUGAGAUAAAACACUUAGCAGCUCGUCAGGAAUGAGAGCUCAGAGGGCCCCGGUAGCAGUCUUCCUCACAUGCUAAGCAGCCUCUCUGGAGGAGCCUCCAGCUCGCCAAUGGGGGGUUCCAUCUAAUCCAACUUGUUUUCACUGUCUUGCUGAGAAGCAAGAGUUUGCACAUUAGCAAUACAUUAAGCUGAACAAAAGAUGCACAUUCCCGAAACUUCUUUCAACGCUCAAACACAUCCUCCGUGGAGGCCCCGCUGUGGGCCUGUUACGCACUCUCACACUUCAGAUUUCUUGUGAGAAAAUGUGGCGUGCAUUCAGGAAACAGCUGCAACAUCCUCCAAGUCAUUGUUCAUCAAAGUUGUAACAUUCACAAUAUAUUUUGCCUCAUGCGUAAUUCUCACAAAUAUUCAACAUUUCAUUUAUAGAUCCACCACGCCCCAACGUCACUUGAUGUAUUUCCUUUAUUAGUUAAUUUUGGUAUUUAAAUUAAAAUACAUUUUCUUGGUUUCAAAUUUUUUAUUAACAUUAAACUCAAACUCCAAAAAAAUGCGCUUUUGACUCAAAACCUGCGUAAAUCCGUGCGUAAAUCUCUAAACUCUGUGCGUAAAUCACUGAAAAGUGGUGCCAAAAUACGAUUUGGCACUUUUAACUGGUUUGAUUUUUUCAAACAAACAAUUUACUGUUUUCUCUGUCUUUUUCAGUACGUAGACCCUCCCCAGCCCCCCAGGGUGACUGGUCAUUCCACUCUCAGAUAACGCGUCAUCCCCUCUUCGAUUACGCAGCAGGAUUUACAUGAAACUGUUAAUUGUUUGCUCUUAAAGUAGAGUCAGCCUGGAGCCAACAGUCUGCCAGAAGUUAAGGACCAACUAUCUGACCUCCCUCCCCCGCCCUCCUUGUCCGAACGUGCGGGCCGGUUUUACCCCCCAGGCUGGAUCUGCAUGACAAAGCACUGGCCGGAGCGGAGUCUCCUGGCACCACCCGAAUCGGCGCACCUUGGAGAAAAUAACGACAAUCAACUUGACUUAUGCAGAAAUGUGGAGCCGAGCUCUCCUCCUCCCAGCUGUGUAGCGCGGAGCGCACCAAGCCGAAACGGGCAUUGUGGCCCGGCUCCAAUGUCUCCACAACAGCAGCAGCUGGUGCGCCCGGAAAAGCGCUCCAGCACCACAGGUAUUAUGGAUAAACCGGCUACAACGAGCAUGCCGCACAAUGCUCAUGGUUUAUCCGGAAACACAUGGAGCAACGAGGAGAAACGCACCGGUGAUGGAAAGAAGAAGAACUACCAGCGUUAUCCAAAACCACCCUACUCCUAUCUUGCAAUGAUCGCCAUGGUCAUCCAGCGCUCCCCGGAGAAGAAGCUGACAUUAUCUGAGAUCUUAAAGGAGAUCAGCAGCCUUUUUCCAUUUUUCAAAGGGAACUACAAAGGUUGGAGGGAUUCUGUGAGGCACAAUCUCUCCUCCUAUGACUGCUUUGUUAAGGUGUUGAAGGAUCCUGGGAAACCUCAGGGAAAAGGGAACUUCUGGGCCGUUGAGUUAAGCCGCGUCCCCCUGGAGCUCCUGAAAAGACAGAACACGGCCGUAUCACGCCAAGAUGAGACGAUCUUUGCUCAGGAUCUUGCCCCUUACAUCCUGCAAGGCCACCAGCUGGAAUCUGAGCCGCCCCCUCCACCUAUGACCUCCCUCCCUUCUGUGCAGACAGAAAAUCCUCCACAAGAAGACUUGUUCCGCCCAAAGCUGGACUCAUCCUUUGCCAUCGACUCGCUGCUUCACAGCCUACGACCAGCUUUGGGCUCUGGUAAUGGAGACAACGUUUCUAACGACUGUUGGGGGGAAGUGGACCGUGUUCGGCCUCUGCCCGCUCCACGACCUCCUUACUCCUCCUCUGCUCGCAGCAUCUCUGCCAGCUCUGCAAGCCCCGCUUCCACCUCCUCCUCCUCCUCCGAUGAAGAAUGGAAAGAUGUGCCCCACUUGGGAAAGCGUCUUCCCCCAGACGGGGAAACAGGAUCAGGGGGUUACGAGGAUUUCAGGCAACCACUGAACAAGUCUGCCAGAAGGGACACUGUUGCCCCGCCUUGGGAGCUCCCCACCUCCUAUGCUAAAUAUGCUCCCCCUAAUGCUGUGGCUCCACCAAGCAUGCGCUUCAACGGAGGUCCUUUAGUGCCACUGCACGGUGGACUCCCUCUUUACAGCUACAGCAGCUCACCUGUGACUCACAGCCACUUCUUAAGCCACACCUACUGGCCCAUCAUCCCUAGCAGCCAUAUGUCCGUCCAAGCCCCCCAGCUCAUCAUGGACCUGGACAGCUUGUUGCAGACUGUGCCUCCAAACAAGAGCGUGUUUGAUGUUUUGGUUCACACCAGCCAGAACUCAAACCAUCAACCACAAAGUCAGUUCUCCCUGCAGAGUAGGGAUCCUCUAAACAGGUUCCAUCCGUACUGACCGUCUGUCAUGAAGGAGAUGAGGAACCAGAGACUCCAGUAUCACCAGCAUCUGAUUGUUCUUAAACAAAAUAAAAAGUUUAUUUUUUACCUCAAUAUUUUUUAAAUGAAAGAAGCUUUCCUUCUGGAUGUGAAGUAUUGCACAAUUUCACUGAAACUAACCUCGAUAAUCUAUACAGCAAACAACGAUCUACCUCAGUGUUUCAGGGAAAUUCUGCUUUACUGGACGCUCUUUGCACUGCUGGUCUGUUUGCACUGUUUGUGCCGGUACGCCUUUGCUUUUGUCCUGUGACUGAUGUACAUGUUUUCUCCAAUUUCUAUGGAAUAUUUACUCUAAGGGUGAUACGUUUUACUAAUCUAAGGAUUUUAUUGUUCUUUUAUAUGAUAGCUCAGACAUAGAAGAACAAAGAAGUUCUGACCAUUUUUUACCCUUAAUUUUUCUAUUUUUGAUUUUUUUGAUCUCAUUUACAGACAUUAAUUUAAAUGCAAACAAAAAAAAUCCAGCAAGGCUGUUAUUACUUGAACUCACUUCAAUACAUUGUAUUCUGCUACUUUGGUGUGAUAGAUUUGGUGUGUCAUGCCGGAGCUGAACUGCCUAAAGCAACAUGUUAUGUAUUUGCACUAAUUUUUUUUUUUUUUUUACUUUAUUUUGUAAAGAAAACAGCCAUAAAAAUGUCACUUUCUUUCAGUUUUAUGUUACUGUGAUAAGCAACUCAGGUCUAUUUUUUAUGUUUUCAUACAGUUCAUGUCAUGUUGUUUACAAGUUCUAACCUUACAGAGUUUACAAUAAAACACUGUUUAAAUAA
Messenger RNA from Oryzias melastigma (Indian medaka), 3367 nucleotides. RefSeq names its product forkhead box H1 (gene foxh1). The transcript has 3 exons. The record is from RefSeq and is a predicted model, not a curated record. Bases 1066 to 2562 code for a protein of 498 amino acids. Gene Ontology annotation, biological process: regulation of DNA-templated transcription. Lineage: Eukaryota; Metazoa; Chordata; Actinopteri; Beloniformes; Adrianichthyidae. Gene Ontology annotation, molecular function: sequence-specific DNA binding; DNA-binding transcription factor activity.